This is a messenger RNA of Spea bombifrons (plains spadefoot toad), 2358 nucleotides long. It is a transcript of the gene NRG3, whose product is annotated as neuregulin 3. Bases 1 to 1983 code for a protein of 660 amino acids. The transcript has 9 exons. Lineage: Eukaryota; Metazoa; Chordata; Amphibia; Anura; Pelobatidae. The record is from RefSeq and is a predicted model, not a curated record. Gene Ontology annotation, molecular function: chemorepellent activity. Gene Ontology annotation, biological process: animal organ development; intracellular signal transduction; nervous system development.
AUGAGCGAAGUAGCCGCCUCCGUCUCACCACCUGUACGUCCGGGAGCCGCCGCCGCCGCCGCAGACGAGGCGGCAGGUGGAAACACCACGGAGGAGGACGAUGGGGCGCGCAACCCCCGGGAAGUACGGUGCAGUGACUGCAUAGUAUGGAACAGGCAGCAAACGUGGCUUUGUGUAGUGCCUCUUUUAAUUGGAUUCAUAGGAUUGGGUCUGAGUCUGAUGCUUCUCAAGUGGAUCGUGGUGGGAUCCGUCAAGGAUUAUGUCCCGACCGAUUUGAUAGAUUCCAAGGGUAUUGGCCAGGAUCCAAUUUUCCUUUCGAAGCCAAGCUCCUUUCCAAAAAGUAUGGAGACCACAACCACCACGACGACGACGACAGCGAGGACCCCCAAUCAGAUUAGCACUCGCUUAACUACGACAACUCGGGCGCCAACUCGUAUACCGGGAAGCAGGAUACCUAUCCGGGCUGGCCCUAGAACCACCACCGUACGCCACACGGUCGCCCCUCCUACAAUUAUCUCAACCACCGUACCCCUCGGCACGACCACUUUUGUUUCACGCCCUCAUCCCGGGACCCCCGCCACUCCACAAAUGCCCGCCUGGCCCACUGCGGAAUACUCUACCUCUUCUUACAAAAUUUAUAUUCACGAUUCCACCCUGUCCUGGACCCAAUUUCAGGAGUCUACUACCAGCCCGGAAACCACUACUCUUCCCAAAUACCACACUACGACUUAUCUCACAGAAAGAUCUGAGCACUUUAAACCGUGUAAGGACAAGGAUCUCGCCUACUGCUUGAACAACGGUGAAUGUUUUGUGAUCGAAACGCUGACGGCAUCCCACAAACACUGCCGGUGUAAAGAGGGCUACCAAGGUGUGCGCUGUGACCAGUUCUUGCCGAAAACGGAUUCUAUAUUAUCCGAUCCAACUGACCAUUUAGGAAUUGAAUUUAUGGAGAGCGAGGAGGUGUAUCAACAACAAGUCUUGUCCAUCUCGUGCAUCGUCUUUGGAAUAGUCUCCGUGGGUCUAAUAUGUGCUGCGUUCUACUGCAAGACAAAAAGACAAACAAAAAAGAUUCAAGAGCAACUCAAAGAAGUCCAGACUGGGAAGAAUUACUGCCUUCACGCCUCUAGUUUGUUAGUAAAAGGAAAAAGUCUGGGUGAAAACAGAGUCCCGCUUCAUAAGUAUUCGAAUUCGGAAAGAAACCCUGAGCCUUCAAAAGAAAAAGUCAUGGAAUCCAGCUUCUCAGAAACACAGCCUUUCUCCGACACCCCUCCGCCAGACAAAGGAAGCCAGUCAAUGAAACACCACAGAAAUCUCUCAUCAUGCUGCAGUCCCAGCCAAAGGAGUAGGAUGUUGCACAGAAAUGCCUUUCGGAGGACUCCCCCUCUGCCCCGAGGCCGCCUUAGCGGAAUCGCAGGACCGGCGUAUCAGCAGCUGGAAGAACCGGGACUCACCGAUCAGGACAUGAUACCUUGUGAAGGGUGUCCAAGUGAUUUGAGUCACCCGCAGCAUAACCCAAUAAAUAUGCAACUGCAUUUAAGAGAAGCCCACUCUUAUUUUAACAACACGGAUGAAAAGGACUCGGUUGGAUACACGUCAUCCAGAGCCAACUCCAUCCCCAUCAUACCAUCAAUGGGACUAGACGAUGCCUGUCUACAGAUUCCGAACGUUUCCGAAACGCCGGGCAACAAACGGUGCAAGAACUCUUAUUUCAAUGAACUCGUCAAGGUGAAUGUCCCACCUAGCAAUUGUCUUAUAGCCGAGCAACAAGAGGUUCAAAUUUUGCUCGAAACUGUGCAGGAGCAGAUAAGAAUAUUAACCGACGCAAGGAGAAGGUCGGAAGACAUGGGCCAGACGGUGGUGGAAGCGGACGACACGGCGAGCGAGAAUACGGCCUUCCUGUCGAUGAGCCCGAAAGCAAAAAGCGAACAGACACAAUUUGUCUUAAGGAGUGAAUUGCAAAGGGACUCGGCACUUCACGUGUGAUUGGACAACUAAACCCCCCACCCCCACCCACCCCGGGACCCUACUCCGAUGCCUAACAACAACAAAAAAAAAACAAACAAAAAAAAAAAAAACUGGAAAAAAAAGAGAGAUAUGAGCAAACAAAUUUAUAUAUAUGCAUAACUUAAGAGCAUCUACAUAGAAAAAAAAAAAAAACCAAAUAGUCUAUCGCCCUCAUAUCAUAGUGUUUUCUAAACAAAAUAUUUUUUUAAGGGAAAGAAAAGGUCUGACGGGACACGGCGUACGUUGAAUGCAUCGAUGUGUGAAAAAUAUAUAUUCUUUGUUGACCCAACUCGUUGGACUGCUGAAGGGCUUUUAAAUCCAUUGAAUUAAAAUGAUCUAAAAAUUCCUACAGCA